AUGAAUGCUUUGUUGUGUCCAUUUGGCUGGCAUUACUAUCAAGAUAAAUGUUAUUUCCUAACAAUAAGGUAGUUAUUUUUAAAAGCAAAACGACUGUUUCUAACAAUAAGCAAAAUUCAGUAAUUCAAUGACCUACGAUAAUGCUGAACAUGAAUGUAAUACGCGAUAUGGAGGGAAUUUGGCGACUAUUCAAUCUGAAGGAGAAGAUCAAUUUGUGCAUUUCUUAAAGGAAUCCAGCCACAAGCACCCGGCUUUCUUGAACAAAGAUGGUACCUGGACCUUUUUCUUAAUAUAACAAUCAUACACUUGCAGAAAUUAGAAUCAAUUUGUGUUUCCAAAGCAUAGAAAAUACGCUUAAAAUAAGCACUGAGACAGUAAGUGCAAUUAAAAACACUUUAAAACAUACUUUCAGAUCAUACUCAACAACAUCCCUUCAAGUUCAUUGUGCAAACAAGAAUGUGUUCGGCUUCGAUUUGAUCUUGGAUUUGAAUGUAAUUCAGUUGUGUGGAUUUCAAAUGAGAAUGAAUGUCUGCUUAAUAUUGGUAAUAUCACCAAGAAUGUAAUCGUAUCCGAAGAGCUUCAAUAUUACGAGGAUUCCUGCUUUGAUAAGGUCUGGGAUUAUUCUUUUUAUAACUUUGAAAUUAGCCUUCAGAGGAACCUUCUGAUAUUCCUUUGGCAAUGCCUGUUUCCCAAGUUCGAAAUUGUUUUGCCAAGACGAGAUUUGCAACUUUGCAAGGCGUCGUUGGAAAAGUUUAUGACCGAAUCAGCCUGAACGAUUGCUUAGGGGAGUGCUGGAACUGUGAAGACUGCUUUGAGGAAAAUAAAUGCCAAACGGCCAUCUACUAUGAGUAAGAAACUAAGUUAUGAUUAGAUCCUAUUACAUUGAUAAUUACUCUAUUCCUCAGCGUUUAGAGAAGACGCAAUGUGUAUAAUUACGAACGUCUCAGCAAAGAUAACAAGGGAAAGAGUGGUAAAAGAAGAUAUGUCGUCGUUAUACGAGAAACGAGUCAAAUGUCUAGAGAAUAAUUGCGAAGAUCUCGAGGUCCAUCUUGUUUUUGGAAUUGAUCCAGCUGUAUACAAUGAAACGAUCACCAAGCAGAUUAUGAUUGAGAUAUUCUCGAGUGUCAGCAGAAUUACUGAGUUUGUCAGAGUCACUGCGGUAUUACUUUCAUCAAGCCCAAGCAAUUUAUUUGACGAUCUUCAAUAUGAAAAUGAAAAUGAUUUCAAGUUCAAAUUAGAGACUUUGAAAGUUUCUGCGGAUUCAUCUGACUUCGGUAUGAUAACUUGAAAGUAUCAGGUAUUUUAGAAGCCGGAUUAAUCGAAUUCCUGAACGGAGUGGACGAACACUGGACAACGACAGACGACGUCGACGUCACUUGGGUCCUUGUUUUAACAGACACCGCCUUUCAAUCACGACUCGGACUAUUUCUUGAUUUAAAGGUGUGGCUGCCGUAGUAAUGUAAUACAAAACUUCAGGAAGGAUUCCGGCGUUUCCCAUUAUUUUCGAUUGGAGUUGGAGAAAAUCUCGACUUUGAAAAAUUGGAAAUGAUCGCAUCUUCAGUAGAUAACAUUGUUCAUAUUCAAGACCCAGUUACGAUCGGAAAGGCUCUAGCUCCCAGAAUUUGUCAUCAAAAACCAUUGAGACGAUUUGUGACCAGCAGAAAAUUAAAGAAAACAAAAACCGAUCACUCAUUUACAUGGUUAGGAUUACAUCGAAAUGACUACGGAAAGAUGGAAUGGUCAGACAAAAGCGUCUUUGGGGAGUACGAGAACGAGAUUUUGAAAUAUCUCUCAGUAACGCAAGAGGAUGGAGAUUGCAUUUUGAGAAAGGGGACUACGGUAAUUUUUUUUUAUAAUCUUUUUAAUUUUUUCUGUAGAACUGGGCAUUCGCGAACUGCACAGAGAAACACAACUUUAUGUGUACGUUGGAACCUCGAAACAAGCUUGAAGACAUCAUAAAGAGACGACUUAACAUAAAAAAACUUUAUUGA
Messenger RNA from Bursaphelenchus xylophilus (pine wood nematode), 1991 nucleotides. The record is from the annotation of a GenBank genome assembly. Lineage: Eukaryota; Metazoa; Nematoda; Chromadorea; Rhabditida; Aphelenchoididae.